CGUGUUGUGAUAACGAGGUGCAGCUGCGGUACUUGAGGAGAGGUAGACGUCAAAAAAAGGACAGGAGACUGGGCCGACCAGCGGACGCAGAGAGCAUAAAUGGCCUCGGUAACUGCAGAUUGAAGGAUGGGCUCCAUGGUAGCGCAGCCAUGGCCAGAUCCACUAACAAGAGUGCCGAGGACGGGGACCCACGGGUAACCGCCCCCACGGACCGCGGAGAGGCGCGGGACCUGGCCGAGCCCCGGGAACUGUCUCUGGAGGAGGUGCUGAAGUCGUACGAGCAGCCCAUCAACGAGGAGCAGGCAUGGGCGGUGUGCUACCAGUGCUGCAGCGGGCUGAGGGUGCCCCGCCCGGCAGGGACAGUCAAGCAUGUGAAGGACCCGUCCUCUAUCCUCCUUCAAAGGGACGGAACCGUGUUACUAAAGCCGGAGCCCCGGACCAACGAUGACACUGAUGGACCUUCUCAUCCACCUGCAGAAGAGCGUCAGGUGGUUCAGUCACUGGGCGUGGCCAUCUACCAAGCUCUGGACUGGGGGCUGGAUGACAGCGAAGAGCGGGAGUUGGGCCCACAGCUGGAGCGCCUCAUCGAACGCAUGGCCGGGGGAGACCAGGCAGGAGAGAGCGACAGCUCUAUUGGGAACAGUACAACAGAUGAGGGCUACAGUGGGCAAGAGGAAGAGGAAGAAGAGGAGGAGGAGGAGGAGGAGGAGGAGCAGGAGGGUGUGAUAAGGCCAGUGUGUACGUUCCACCAGGUGAUGGCACUGUGUGCGUCUCGCCUGGCCAACCCCAGCUUGGCUCCAGAGCACUACCAGGCUGUGUGCAGGGCUCUGUUUGUGGAGACUCUGGAGCUGCAGACCUUCCUCAUCAGGAUAAGAGAUGCUAAAGAGAUGCUGAAGAAAAUCACAACAGAGGAAUCUCUGGAGGAUAGAUCGACAGUCGAGCUGGACGCUCUGAAACACAGAGACUGGGCCCGGCUGUGGGUGCAGCUGAUGAAGGAGCUGCGGCAGGGAGUGAAGCUGAAGAAGGUGCAGGAGCAGCCUUUCAACUCGCUGCCCACCGAGUUCAGCCUCACUCCCUUUGAGAUGCUGAUGCAGGAUAUACGAGCUCGCAAGUUCCAGCUACGCAAAGUCAUGGUAGAUGGUGAUAUUCCUACCAGAGUGAAGAGAAAUGCUCAUGAAAUGAUUCUGGAUUUCAUCAGAUCAAGACCUCCACUUAAACCAGUUUCAGAGCGCAGCCUCCCUCCUCCUCCCCCACAGCAGCAGUCUCUCCAUGACCUGGUCUUGGCCGAGAUCAAGCAGGAGAGAAAGCUCCGGCCUGUGGACCACUCUGUCUCCAGACCGUUUGGCUCUCUGCCCUGCCUGGCUCAAACUUGUCCUUGUAAUGUCAAAUCCACAUCGUGCAUCGACCUAUCCGUGUCUGAGCUUGGGUGCCGCCCGCCGCCCCGCCCUCGUGUCUUGCUCAAGGCUCCCACUCUGGCUGAGAUGGAGGAGAUGAACAUAUCUGAGGAGGAGGAAUCUCCAGAUAGCAGCGAGUUGAGGAGGGCAGAGAGCUCACCCACACCUCUGAAAAGAGAUCGCUCCUUCUCAGAGCACGACCUGGCCAUGCUUCGCGGUGAGAUGCUCCCGUCGUUCUCGGAGUCAACCCAGCUGGGUGGUGGGGUCAGGCUGAGAGGGGAGAGGCCUCGGUCCCGGACGCUGACCGGCUCUGGCCCGCCUCCCAAUCACAGAGCUUCCUUCCCAGUUCACGGCUGGGUGCCGCCCUCUCCAGCCCGUUUGUCUCUGAGUUCAGUCGAUGAAACCACUGAGCCAUCAGAAACGAGGACUAGCUCCAGAACUGCAGAAGAGAACCAGUGGAUGGAGGAGUUCAGCCACCCUGUGGAGAGUCUUGCCUUGACGGUGGAUGAGGUCAUCAACGUGCGCAGAGUCCUGGUCAAAGCAGAGAUGGAGAAGUUUCUUCAGAGCAAAGAGCUGUAUAAUAAUCUCAAGAAAGGAAAGGUUUGCUGCUGCUGCAGAGUGAAAUUCCCUCUGUUCUCCUGGCCGUCCACCUGCUUACUGUGUAAAAGAUCUGUCUGCAGCUCCUGCAGUGCAAAGAUGAAGAUCCCCUCUAAGAAGAUGGCCCAUAUCCCUGUGUACACUGUCGGCUUCCACAGCACUCCAAAAAGCCAUGGACACAAAGGCCAAGUCUAUAAGUCCCUGCGCAGUUUAACCCGCCGCUCAGUGGAGGAGGAGUUUCCCCAUCUAUACGCACACGGCUGCACGCUGCGUGACAUCUGUGCUGAAUGCACCAAAUUUGUGGCUGAUGUCAUUUCCUCCAGCCGCCGGAGCCUGGACUUCCUCAACAACACUCCCAAGAGGGAGGCCAAAGCUGCUGCUGCUGCUCCUCAGAGACCACUGCUUCAGCGUCAGUCUAGGCUGGAGACUUGUCCCCCACCUCCCCCCCAGUGUCACCCUCAGCUCCCUCCCCAGCGCCAUCAUCAACAGCUUUGCGUGACAUCGUCAUCUCUUUCGCCUCAGCUACACAACAAGGCCAUUAACAAUGUGAACCAGUGAACUGACAGACUGAUGUUUCAUCCCUUUUUCUCUCACGCUUUCACACAGACACUCUCCUUAAUGAGUAGUUCCCUCUGCACUCUGUGCACGCUCACAUGCACAGGAGAGAAAGGGUUCUUCAAGGGUUCUAGCGCUGACACAUCAGAUAACAAAACACCAAUAAAUGAGAACUUAUAAUCAGAGAAGACUGCUUGGUUGAAGCAUCUUUAACGGUUGUGCUUUGAUAUUAAAAGCUUUUAUGGAAAUGUGCAGAAAAAGGGGGGGGGGGGGGUCGUCUAACAACAUCACAUAAUGCACAUGCACAGAACCCUUCAGUCACUUUAAAGGUUUGAGAAAGAAGCAGUUAUGUGUGAAUCUGCUGUAUUUACAGCUCCAUGACUUCCCUCCCUACUGCUCACAGCUGCUGGGAGGCAGCACGGAAGGGUAGAGGGUGGUGUUUGGAGGACUAAACACUGUGAGGGAGGAGGUAGAGGGGGUGUUAAAUGUGGUGGUACUUUAAAGUGGAUAAAAACUGCACAACAGAGUCAACAUGUAACCUUUAGCAUUUUAGCUCCCUCUUGUUGCCUUGUUUUGUCAUGAAUGUAACCUAGAGACACAGAAACAGAAAUGUAAAGUUAUAAGCUCAUACACAGCAUAGCAACAUAUAUUUUCAAUCCUCCAAAAAGGGAUUUGUAACAAGUGGCUGCUGCAUAAUGACGCCUCUUUUGCAUUUUAGACAAGCUUGUGAAGUCCCAGGUACAGUUGGAUGGGGUACGAUAGCAGCGACACUGUGAAUGUAAUGAAGUGAAGCUGCACCUUUACCGCCGCAGCAUGAUGAUGCUGAUUAGACGCGAGCAGAUGAAACUACCGCCUCACACUCCCCAUAGACGCUUGCAAUCUGCUCUGGUUUUGUAAACACUAAGUAAACCUCAACUGCAAUAAAAUGUAA
This is a messenger RNA of Cheilinus undulatus (humphead wrasse), 3477 nucleotides long. RefSeq names its product spire-type actin nucleation factor 2 (gene spire2). Bases 150 to 2549 code for a protein of 799 amino acids. The transcript has 15 exons. The record is from RefSeq and is a predicted model, not a curated record. NCBI's taxonomy places the organism in Eukaryota, Metazoa, Chordata, Actinopteri, Labriformes, Labridae. Gene Ontology annotation, molecular function: actin binding. Gene Ontology annotation, cellular component: cell cortex; cytoplasmic vesicle membrane. Gene Ontology annotation, biological process: polar body extrusion after meiotic divisions; establishment of meiotic spindle localization; intracellular transport.